Trifolium pratense (red clover) is the source of this 1016-nucleotide messenger RNA. RefSeq lists its product as uncharacterized. The transcript is spliced from 3 exons. The record is from RefSeq and is a predicted model, not a curated record. The coding region runs from base 332 to 916 and encodes 194 amino acids. Lineage: Eukaryota; Viridiplantae; Streptophyta; Magnoliopsida; Fabales; Fabaceae.
AUAUGUUGAUGGUUUUUUAGGAUGCUGUUGAACAAAGUGUGGUUGUGUGAGUGGUGAACAUAUACUAAUGGGGCAGUUUGCAUUUGGUUGUUCGUGUUAAAGAUGAUUUUGGCUUCUGAAUACACGUGUUUUGUUGUAGAGAAUGUGAGUUGGCCAUGUGGUGAGGAGUGGCAUGAAGCAGGUGUUGACGUGUGCUGUAAUGGCAUGAAGCAGAGACACAUCUACAGAAAACGAGCACUCUGGAAACCAACACAGAGUAUGAGUUUGUUUUGGACAUGGCUAUGCAACAUCAGAUGCAUAUUCUUGAAGUUUCUAUGGACUCAAACUUAUCAUGGCAUGCUUCAAACUUAAUCUCCUACUUCUUGCAUCUCUGUUUACUUUCCUAUUCCUUUCCAAUCCAGCACACUGCAAUGACAAAGAGGACACUGUAUUGAAGGGAAUCAACAGCUUCAGGCAGACAAAGAACCUUGCACCAUUGAUCAAAAAUGACAAAGCACAUUGUUUAGCUGAUGAAGUUGCUGAAGAAAUAGAAGACACGCCAUGUGAAAAAGUGAACCAAUACUUCCCAGUUUCUGGUCCUGGUGGAAACCAAAGAAUCCUCAAUUUACAAAAACAUAUAGAUAAAUGUGAGAUUAACAUUAACACUACAACAGAUGGUGUCAUUCUACCUGUUUGUGUUUCCAAAUUAGAAGCAACUGUUGUGCUAUCUAAUUACACUCAUUCUGAUAUCUAUGCAAAGUUUCUCAACAAUUCAAAGUACACUGGUGUUGGACUUGGUUCUGAAGAUGAUUGGAUGGUUGUUGUUCUUACUACAAAUACAACUACCGGAACUUUUGCUGCAGCAACUUCUCUGCAUGUUAAUGUUGUUUUGAUGGUUUUGUUGAUGCUUAUUGUGAUCAUCAACUAUAUACAUUGAGUGCUUAAUUUCUAGGUUUGUUUUAAGGUUCAUUAUGGAUGAUGUAGUUUAAUUACUCUAUGUUUUGAUUGUGUAAAUGUAGCUUGAACUUGAUUAGGAA